Messenger RNA from Caenorhabditis remanei, 429 nucleotides. RefSeq lists its product as uncharacterized. Lineage: Eukaryota; Metazoa; Nematoda; Chromadorea; Rhabditida; Rhabditidae. The transcript is spliced from 3 exons. Gene Ontology annotation, cellular component: cell surface. Bases 1 to 429 code for a protein of 142 amino acids. The record is from RefSeq and is a predicted model, not a curated record.
AUGAAGACAUUGCUACUGGUUAUUUUCACUGCAAUUCCACUAGUCUACUGCUCUAAACAAUCGAUUCGAAUAACUGGAAAAUUGGAAUGCCGUGGAAAACCGGCACAGUUUGUUGAACUUCAAUUGCUCGCUUGGGGGAAUAUCCUUGGAAGUGCGAUUCUUGCUGAAAAUGUGUUCACAGAUGCAGAUGGAUACUUUGAUAUCUCUGGUUAUGCCGAUCAAUACUUCACAAUUUCUGGUCGUUUAUGGAUUUGGCAUACUUGCUUUUUCGAUGCGAGCGUUCAAAAAGAUCCCUGUAAGAACUGGUUGGAGUUCAAAGUUCCUGAUGAUUUUGUGAGUCAAGGAGCUAUUCCGUUAUUGACAUGGCCAUUGGGAUUCAUUGAUUUGGAGAAAGAGCAACGAAAUGAACACUUGGAUAAGUGUCAAUAA